Molecule: messenger RNA, 1458 nt
Organism: Trichoderma asperellum CBS 433.97
Lineage: Eukaryota; Fungi; Ascomycota; Sordariomycetes; Hypocreales; Hypocreaceae
Cellular component (GO): cytoplasm; nucleus
Source: RefSeq, a predicted model, not a curated record
AUGAAGUCUCCAUUGGAGCAAGCUCUCACCUAUCAGCCGCGUUUCAACGAACUCGUGGAUAUCUUAUCAGCCAUACAAAAGGAAGGAAACUCCACCCAAGCCUUAUCUAAUCCGCGCAUUGUUGAUGAGAUAGAGCCAUUAGCAGCCAAUCUGCGUUCCUACACGGCUAAUACUCUGAAUGGUUUCAGCGUUAUUGUAGAAAAAGACGAAUUUGAGGAAGAAGAACCAAAAUCCGCUGGUAGCCAAAUCAGGGAAUACAAUGCGGCUACAGACCAUAAAGACAUCGAAAUAACAAGUACAAUAUUAUUCACAAUGAUUCGGGACUUGGAGAAUCCAGGCCAUGUUAUAAGAAUGCAAGAACCUUAUCAAUUGGUGAUUUAUGAUCUAGAACGGUUCAUCGACUUCUUCAAAGGGGCGGAAAAACUGCAAUGGCGAUCUGGAAUGCGCGUCGCGAAACCUUCAGUUGACAUAACUGGGUUGAUGCAGCAGGCAUCGACUUCCAAGAGCAAAGUUGCUAUAUGCAUUAGCACAGAGAAAUUUUCUGCACGUAGGGUAUCCGAAAUUCUCGCUACUACAAUUGUUUCGAAGGAAGACGAGCCGGCUGGACAAAUCAUGCCGGUCUGGAUCCCAUUGAGCCACGAUGGAGCCGAAGUCGAAGUUUCUACGAGGAGACUCUAUUUACCCGGGACUUCUGAGCAAGAGGAUUACGUCGAGCUUGAGGAGGAGAUUGGCGAGAGCAUUGCUAGACAUAUCUGGGAUGCAGGAGUAAUCGCUUUCUGUGCAAUUACCGAGUCAUGGAUGUUGCCAAUGCCAACAGAUACGGAACCUUCUGGCUUAAAGGCUUUGAAGAAACUUUUCGCUGGGCCAAAAUCCAUAAAUGUUUUAGAGCUAGGAUGCGGCGUUGGAAUCCUGGGAGGAGGCUUGAGUGUUGUAUUACCAAGGAUGCGGCCGCCACCAAGUCGCAGAUGCACCAUCCUCAUGACAGAUUUGGAGGAAGCAGAGAGUCGAACCAGGUCCAACAUGUCUCGGCUCCUUCAAGUCGGGAAAAAGAAGUCUAACAGCAGUCUUCCCGUGAAGCUUCUGUACGAGAACCUUGAUUGGGAAGAAGGUCGAAAGGGUGCAUUUGGUCCGGAAACACAAAGCCACCGCUGGGAUCUUGUCAUGCUUAGUGAUUGCACGUACAACGUGGAUAUGCUUCCCGCGCUGGUUGAGACGCUAUCUGCGUUGCACGCAUCCAACAUGGCACAUGUGGCUGCCUCAUCCACAUCAUCCGGCGAGCAGCCGCAGUCAACAAAAGUCUUCUUGGCAACGAAGCCGCGGCAUGCUUCGGAAGAGGCCUUGUUUGACCUGCUAUCGCAAGAGGGAUGGGCUGAGCUGCAUAGACAAACUUUGCCACUGCCUGUACUUGGCGCAGAGACGCAAUCUGUGGAACUGUAUCUAUACGAAAAGCUGCAAUGA